Molecule: messenger RNA, 1812 nt
Organism: Zophobas morio
Lineage: Eukaryota; Metazoa; Arthropoda; Insecta; Coleoptera; Tenebrionidae
Product: SET and MYND domain-containing protein 4-like
Exons: 5
Coding region: 1-1812 (603 amino acids)
Cellular component (GO): nucleus; cytoplasm
Molecular function (GO): histone deacetylase binding
Source: RefSeq, a predicted model, not a curated record
AUGACAGUCUUCAUGGAUCUAUUGGAAGCUUUAGACGAAUAUUUCCUACGUCUGAGACGCAUUUUUGGUUCCAAGAGAAUUAAAUUCCAAAGGUCUAUAAAUAAUGCAGAACGCGUUAAUCUUUUAUUGAGAAUGCCAAAACUGCCGAAGCUAAUUAAACCAACUCCUACGGCAAAUCCAUUGGCUUCCAAAUCCGACGAGGUCUGUUACGACCUAAUAGCAAAAGGAAAAUACUACUUUAACCGGCAGGAAUAUGAAAAAUCUCUAGCUAUGUACAGCAUGAGUUUGUCUUAUGCUCAAAACAACCAUACUUUGUCCUUUGUAUACAAAAACAGAUCUGAGGUACUUUUCGCAAUGGGUCUGUUCAAAGAAUGUUUAACAGAUAUUCAGAGGGCUGCGGAUAACGGUUACCCCGAGAACUUGCAGGCACAUCUUGUCCGAAGCAAAGCAUUUGCUGAAGAAGUGACACAACAAAUGCAAACCCGUCCGGAAACCAAAGAGAACACCUACGAAAUCCCAGAAUCCGAAAGAAAUUCUUUGAUUCAGUCCGCCAGGAACUGCAUUGAGAUAAAAACAGAUACCAAAUGCGACCAACAUAUCAUUGCCACCAGGGAUAUUAACAUCGGCGAAGUCCUUGUAGUUGAAAAACCAUAUGCAUGGGCGAUAUUCGAUCAUCUGAAUUUGUAUUGUCAUGGGUGUUUUAAACUCUGUCGCAACGUAAUACCGUGCCCUACUUGCGUCUUUGCCGUAUACUGCACUGACACCUGCAAGGAAAAUGCUUUCACAAAGUACCAUCAGUACGAAUGUAUACUGCAGCUAUACAUAAGAAAGUUCUUUGAUGAUAUCAAAGAAACUGUGAUUUUUGCCUUAAAAAUGACAUUCUUAGCCAGAACUGAUAGAGUCGCUGAUAUCGAUGCAAGCAUUUAUCGUUCUGACAGGUACUACGAAUUUUUAGACUUGGACAUUUCUGACAAUAAGUAUCCAGUAGAGAGGUCAUUCGUACUGGCUUUUAUAGCAGCAGCUGUGUUUAAAUUUGCUAAAGAGGAGACCAACAUGUUUUCGAUACUUGGUUUGGAAGAUGAAUUUAAAGAACUGUUUUUAUUUAACUUACAUAUUAGUACCGUAUAUUGUCGAGAAAUUCAUCUACAUUGUGUAAAAGGUGAUGAUGAUCACCCAGGCUAUAGCAACGCGAUAUAUUCUCUAAUUAGCCUGUUUAAACAUUCUUGCAGUCCAAACGCAUUUUGUUACAGUUCAGGAAGUACAUUGAUAGUGAGAUCCGUGUCUACGAUCAAGAAAGGAAAUGAAAUUUGUAUUUCGUAUGGUCCGUCCCACAUUGAUGUUGACCGAGCCACCCGUCAACAAGUACUUCGAAACAAGUACCAUUUUACCUGCAAAUGUAGGCCCUGCAGGGAAAAAUGGCCACGAAAGAACUUCCUUGACGAAUACAACAAAUUUACUGUGAUAGCACAAAACCUUGCAAAAGAAAACAGAGCAGUAUUAAUCAGUCAUUUGCAUAAGUUAAUUGCGGACCUGAAAACAGCAGAAGAGACACAGCGUGAACCUUCUACUGACAUAAUACGCCUGCGUGAACGUAUUAAAAUUAUUUAUCAAGUUGUAGAUGGAUCAUUUUGUAGUCCAUCUGGUUCCAACAAAAUGGAGUACCACCUCACUUCGGACGUCAAGUACGGCAUCGAGGAACUCCAAGGAAGUAUUUCAAAUUUUAAUGUGAUUGCUAAGUUUAUGUCUAAACAACAACCAAUUUCAUCUCCAGUAGCAGGAGUCGAAAGCCUGAAAACUCAGAAAACUGAAUGA